Molecule: messenger RNA, 3627 nt
Organism: Salmo salar (Atlantic salmon)
Lineage: Eukaryota; Metazoa; Chordata; Actinopteri; Salmoniformes; Salmonidae
Source: RefSeq, a predicted model, not a curated record
UUUUAAAAUAGUCACGUUAUUAAACAACUUGCUUUUUAUUGGGGCGGCUAAUAGAGCAAACAGAUCUUCACCUAUAUUUGAUUAUCAUCAUCUACAUCCGCCUGUGUUGUGGCUUUAAAUGGUCGAAGACCGUGGUUGCAAUGGUUUAUGGGUUAGAGCAUAGUACCAACACCAGGUUUGUGGGUUAAAUUCCCGCUUGGUUAACAUGCUGAAUGUGUAUCACUUUCAAUUUUGACCGUGCUGUAAUCUCAUUCACCAAACACUUCCUCCCAAUGCUCGAAAACAAAGAUACUGAUUAACUUCCCCUUUCAGCUGCUAUACACAAUUAGCCUGGGGACGAGGUUAACAGUUCUGUUGGUCUGGAUAAAAGGGUCUGCUAAAAGAUCGUGUUAAUAACAAACCACCAAGCUCAUCCAAUGCUGUAUGUCCACUUGAUUGGCAUGUAUUCUAAAAUUAUUUCCCUGUAUUGAGAAUCCCCCCCCCCCAGCCAUUCAACACUUUGUUUAUGGGAAUCCCAGACUUGCCUCCUGGACUGAGGUGUUCCCUUAGCUCAGAUCUAUUUCUGUAGCCUAUGGAUGUCACUGUCCUGCCGAGGGCUGAUACCGUGUAAGUACAACACCCAGGAAUAAUACUGCUCACUUUGCCCCCUGGUUACAAUGGAUGACAUCACUCAACAGAGAAUACUGGGAGGAGUCAUUCUUAAAGACAUAAUGGGAAGUACAUUUUUACCUCGUUUGCUUUGAGUCUAGAACAGCCUCAAUUCAUCAAAACAUGGACUCUACAAGGUGUCGAAAGCGUUCCACAGGGAUGCUGGCCUAUGUUGACUUCAAUGUUUCCCACAGUUGUGUAAAGUUGGCUGGAUGUCUUUUGGGUGGUGGACCAUUCCUGAUACACACUGAUAACCAUUCCCUUCGUCUACACCGAGUGAAGUGAAUUUAACAAGUGACAUAAAUAAGGGAUCAUGGCUUUCACCUGGUCAGUCUAUGUCAUGGAAAGAACAGGUGUUCAUAAUGUUUUGUACACUCGGUGUAUAUUGGCUUGAAUCAACUCACGUAUGACACGCCUGGUUAGUUGCAUAUUAACUAGAACAACUUCUGAAGAACUGUAAAGUGUAAUUUGGAACUGUUGUGAAUGCCUUGGGCAUGACUAAUCUACGAUACCACUUAUCAUAGGGUGGGUUUGUUAUACUAAUCAAUGGGUACUUUUGAAGCAAAUGGAAGGUACCUUCUUCGCAAUGUAGCAGGCUAGAGAAGAGGUGUUGUGUUAUCGCCAGAACGUAAGUCACAGGAGCAUAGACUUGGCUGUUGCAAUCUACUGCACUUCUCAAUCGUAACAUAAAGAGUGGCACCUUCAAAUGGCAGCUCACAGUUCAACCACUCUUGGUCAAGACCCAUGUAUUUCCAAGCUAAUCCUGCUUUUACUUGGAGAGAGACUGAGUGGAAAGAGCUCAGUGGGGAACACCAUCUUGGGCAAGAGGGAAUUUGAAACAGGGAUAAUGACAACUCACAGCUCCAAGAGGAAGGGCACUGUUGCAGGAAGACAGGUGACUGUGGUGGACACGCCUGGAUGGUACGUGGGGCGCAGCACCCCUGGCAGCGUGGCACAGGAGCUGGGGCGAGCCCUGUCCCUCUGUUCCCUGGGGCCCCAUGCCAUCCUCCUGGUGGUCUCUGCCAUAGGGGACUUCAGUCAGGGAGAAUGGAGGGCCAUGGAGGAGCAUCUGAGGCAGAUCCAGGCCCCUAUCUGGCAGCGAGCUAUAGUGCUCCUCACCCACGGAGCUGAGAUACCAAGAGGAACCACCUCUGAGGAACACAUCCGAGGGAAGGGCAAGAGUCUCUUGUGGCUUGUGGAGAGGUGUGGGAACAAGUUCCAUGUUCUGGACAGCCAUGCCAGGGACAAAGAGGUUAAGGUCCAAUUGCUGUUGGAGAAAAUUGAUAGGAUGGUUGAGAUAAAUAGGCGUCCAAGGGAAAUACAGGAGAGGUUGUACACCCAGGUGAGAGAGAGCUUGAGGAUGGGAGGAGGAAAACAAGGAGAGGACAUGGAAAUGCUUGUCAUGCAAGACAUGUGGACAAGGCAGAACCAGCAGGUCACAUCAGUGGUACCCAUAGAGACAUCUAAAUGUAGGCCAGCUGCAUUUGGCCUUGUGCUGCUGGGAAGAAGAGUUUCUGGGAAGAGUUCAGCAGGAAAUACCAUUCUUGGCAGAAGACAGUUUGUUAGUGGCAAAAGAACAGUCCAUUGUGUGGUGGGACAGGGAGAGGUGGAAGGGAGGACAGUCACGGUGGUGGACACUCCCGGCUGGAGUCUAUACGGUCUGUCCAACCCGAAGCAGGUCAGACUGGAGAUGAGAGGCAGUGCAUCCCUGUGCCCCUAUGGGGCUGUUUGUACAUUCCUCUUGGCCAUACCUGUUGACUCCUUCACAGAGAAAGAUAGGUGUGCUGUGGAGAAAUACCUGAGUGUUUUGGGUGAGGGGGUAUGGAGAAGCACCAUGGUGCUUUUCACCUAUGGUGAUGAGUUAAGAGGCAGAACCAUUGAGGAGCACAUUGAGGAGACUGGAGAGCCCCUCCGUGGGCUGCUGGGGAAGUGUGGUCACAGGUACCACGUGUUAGAUAACAAUAUUAAGGGCGACCUCACCCAGGUUAUUGAGCUGCUGCAGAUGGUGGAGCAGUUGUAGACACUGGAUCAUUCACCUCUGCGGAAAACACCCUGUUAUAUAAAAUGUUUGAAAUUAUACAUUGAUGUUAUUUGCGCUAAAUUAUUUAAAGUAAGUUCUUGUAUGGCCUUAUCUAAAACAAUGUUUAUGUUUCUCUGUAUCCAGUCAAAUAAUUUAAAGGUCCUCUGCAGCCAAAAAUGUGGUUUAAUAUAUAUUUCCACACCAUGAGGUUGGAAUAAUACUGUGAAAUUGUGAAAAUUAUGAUAAUGUCCUUUCAGUGAGUUGUUUGAUAAGACCACCUGAAAUUUCUGCCUGUUUUGGUGGGAUAUAGUUUUGGUCUUUCCAUGGUGACAUCACCAUGCUGUAAUUUGACAUUCCUUGAUUAGACUAUAUGUGAAUGAAAACAUAGAUUAUAUUAAUUAAAUCAUGAUUGGCUUGAUUUAAGUUACCAAUGUUAGAUGUAGACAAUUCAGGAAUACUUACUUUUUCCCUAUUGAUAAGAAAUGAUCAUACUGUAUUAAGACUGUAUUACGUUUUUAUUAAUGUAUUAAAUACAUUGGAAAUGAAAAAUAAGUAAACCAACACAAGCUUUACAUUAAUAAAAUGUGUCGAGUAAAUUGCCACAGUAGAUUCUCUCUUGUAAACGAGGAAAUAGCUACUAUCAAUUUCAACGGAAUUGAUAGUUCUCAAAUAGUUAAAUCUGUGUUUAUACUGCUCAAACAUUAGGUUUAAUUUACACCAAACGUAAUACCCACCAGAGGGCUAAAUAGUCUUGAAAAAUGUUGGCAGCAAACAGUGCAGUCAACAUUGUUUUUCCUGUGUUUUGUAUCACAUUGUAGCUGAUGAAACUAACACUGUAAAAGUAAUACCUUUUUUGCACUAUUGAUUAGAGCCUGUAAGUAAGCAUUUCACUGUAAGGUGUACACCUGUUGUAUUCAGCGCACGUGACAAAUAAACCUUGAUUUGAUUUGAAAAUGUGA